Molecule: messenger RNA, 1188 nt
Organism: Cricetulus griseus (Chinese hamster)
Lineage: Eukaryota; Metazoa; Chordata; Mammalia; Rodentia; Cricetidae
Source: RefSeq, a predicted model, not a curated record
AUGCUUGACCUGGACCCUUGGCCACAUAGUCUUUACACUGUCCUACUGCUGAACCUGCUUCUGGGACUCACAGGAGCAACUGUACGGGAGCUGAAGGUGAUUCAGCCUGAGAAAUCAGUUUCUGUUGCUGCUGGAGAGCCAGUCACUCUGAACUGCUCUGUGACCUCUCUGCUCCCUGUGGGCCCCGUGAAGUGGUUCAGGGGUACAGGACAGAGUCGGCACCUAAUAUAUAGUUUCACAGGAGAGAAGUUCCCCAGAAUCACAAAUGUUACAGAUCCCACAAAGAGAAACAACCUGGACUUUUCCAUCCACAUCAGUAAUGUCACACCUGGUGACGCUGGCACAUUCUUCUGUGUGAAACUCCUCAGAGCAGAAACUGACAAGGAGCUUCAGUCUGGGGGAGGCACAGUGUUGUAUGUGCUUGCAAAACCAUCUCCUCCUGUUAUCUUGGGCCCAGCAGUCAGAUUUUCACUUGAGGAGACAGUGAGCUUCACAUGCAAGAGCUUUGGCUUCUCUCCUCGGAACAUCAUACUGAAGUGGUUCAAAGAUGGAAAUGAGGUCUCCAAUUUUCAAACUACUGUGGACCCCAAAGGAGAAAGCAUCUCCUACAGUAUCUCUAGCACAGCCCAGGUGGUGCUGGGUGCUGGGGACAUACACUCUCAAAUUAUCUGUGAGGUGUCCCAUGUCACCUUGCAAGGAGGCCCUCUCCUUGUGACUGCCAACUUGUCGGAUAUCAUCCGAGUUGCUCCCACAGUGGAGAUCAGCCAGCAGCCAUCAGUUACAUGGAAGCAGAUAAAUAUCACCUGCCAGGUUGAGGAGUUCUACCCUUCGAGUCUUCGGUUGAUUUGGUUAGAGAAUGGAAAUAUAUCACGGAUAGAGGAACCUUCUACACUCACAAUAAACAAGGAUGGAACCUACAGCUGGACCAGAUGGUUCUUGGUGAACAUUCCUUGUCAUGAGGAGGAUCUGGAACUCACCUGCCAGGUGGACCAUGAUGGAGGGCCACCAGUCAUUAAAACCCAUACUGUGGUUGUCAGUGCACACCAGAGGCAAAAAGGUAUUGAUACCAUGUCUAAACUGAAGACAUCCAAUACUGGUGAAGUGGUUGUAGCUAUGCUUCUUGUACCCAAACUGCUAGUGGUAAUUGUUGCCUCUGCCAUCUACAUGCAUAAGAAGAAGAAGGCUUGA